Molecule: messenger RNA, 1395 nt
Organism: Besnoitia besnoiti
Lineage: Eukaryota; Apicomplexa; Conoidasida; Eucoccidiorida; Sarcocystidae
Exons: 5
Coding region: 1-1395 (464 amino acids)
Source: RefSeq, a predicted model, not a curated record
AUGGCGUCGUCAGGGUCUGCGGAGGCGAGUGAGGCCGCCCCUGCAUUCCCGGAUGCCCCUGGCGAGACCGGCGGAGCCACUUCGUCGGGCGUGCCGCCACCGAGCGCAGAGUUUCCGCCGCCCGCUCCCGGGCGAAAGGAGUCUGACGGCGAGAAGGAAGAAGAAGUCUUGGCCAAGAUCCACGCAACGCGCGCGAUGUGGCAGACCAAACUCGACGAGAAGAUGGCGAAGAAGGAACAAGACGAAUACGAUGCGGAAGCUGUGGCUGCAAGGCGUCGCGAGGUCCUGAGCGAGCGCGAGACGCGCAAGCUCCUUCGCCACGAGGCGCGGAGCUCCGCCGCAGACGAGGACCCGACCUCGCUCAAAAGUGGCAGGCCCAGCGAAGCAGAGAGGACGUCCACACUCUCUUGGCGCAACAGCGAAAGAAAUGGAAUAUCUCCCGAAGAGCGCCUCAGGAGACAAGAGGAAGAAGAUCUUCUAGUCGCCCAGCGUCUUCAAGAAGAAGAGGCGCUGGCCGCUUCGGCCGCAGAAGCCGCGCUUCGCGGCGACGGCAAGUUGGAAGAGGGCGAGGAGAGACCCGAGGGCCAUCAGGAGGAACUCGACAGAGACUUUCUCCUGGCGAUGGAGCUUCAGGAGCAGGCGCAGCAAGAGGCGCAACAGGCGGCUGACUUGCGUCUGGCGGGGCGUCUGCAGCGGGAGGAGGACGCGGCCGCAGCGCAGGCGGCGGCGGCGGCGCGGAUGCGGUGCUCGUCUUUCCCCAUGCCUUGCCCUGGAGGCGCGCCGGUGCCUGCUCACUUCUUCAACACCGUGAACGCCGUGCCGGCAUACCGUACAACCGGAGGCGGGAGCAGCGUGUCGCAGCAAGCGGGCCUUCAGAGAGUUCAAACUGUCUCCUCGGCCGCGGCGCCGCGACACACGCAGAACCCUGCGAUCGACGGAGAGAACGCGAGGAAGAAAAAGGGAUUCUUCGCGAGGAUUUUCGGGAGGAGAGACAAGUCCGCGGAGUCAGGCAAGACAUCCUCUUCGUCUUCCGCGCCUCGUCCUCACUUUUUGCAAGAAGGGCCUGAAAAUCCGCCUAUCCGCCCCGACCUCGUUGCCUGCUGCGCGCCGCACGCGGAGCCACAGGUAAUUCCCGUCGCUGCGGCGUACCGGCCUCAGGGGCCUCCCACCGUCGUGCCGCAGAGCCUCGAGCUCGUCGACGUGAGGCGCGAGGGCGAAGGAUUCAGCGGACAGGCCAGCGGACAGGCCAGCGGACAGGCGCAGGGAGGGAGCCACCAGAGACAGGUGGUUCAGGUAGUCCAGACGGUGGAGCCUGAAAGAGACCGCCCAGGGCCUCCCCCGCGGGGGGCGCCGGUGAAGGGCAGAGAGAAGGCCGAGGGCGCCCCAAAGAAGUGA